Styela clava is the source of this 1658-nucleotide messenger RNA. RefSeq names its product adenosylhomocysteinase-like. The record is from RefSeq and is a predicted model, not a curated record. Gene Ontology annotation, molecular function: adenosylhomocysteinase activity. Gene Ontology annotation, cellular component: cytosol. Lineage: Eukaryota; Metazoa; Chordata; Ascidiacea; Stolidobranchia; Styelidae. Gene Ontology annotation, biological process: L-methionine cycle.
CUUCUCGCUCUCACACGUCUCCUUUCACCAGCUGACACCGUUGCUGUUUCUUUUGUGCCAGGUAGAAAAUUGCCGAAGAUGACGCCUUUACCUUACAAAGUUGCUGAUAUAAGUCUUGCCGAUUUCGGUCGCAAGGAAAUAAAUAUAGCAGAAAAUGAAAUGCCAGGACUUAUGUCGCUACGAAAAUUAUACGGGCCGUCAAAACCACUAAAAGGCGCUAGGAUAGCGGGGUGCCUGCAUAUGACGAUUCAGACAGCAGUUUUAAUAGAAACUCUCAGAGAAUUGGGUGCAGAAGUACAAUGGUCGUCAUGCAAUAUUUUUUCCACACAAGAUCAUGCUGCCGCAGCUAUCGCAUCGACCGGGGUUCCAGUUUUUGCAUGGAAAGGUGAAACAGAUGAUGAAUACAUGUGGUGUAUUGAGCAAACAUUGGUGUUUUCAGAUGGCCAACCAUUAAACAUGAUUUUGGAUGAUGGGGGCGAUCUUACUAACUUGGUACAUCAGAAGUUUCCUCAGUAUUUAGAAGGAAUCAAAGGGAUAUCUGAAGAAACAACAACAGGUGUUCACAAUCUGUAUAAAAUGAUGGAAAAGGGUACUCUCCAUACCCCCGCAAUCAAUGUAAAUGAUUCGGUUACCAAAAGCAAAUUUGAUAAUUUAUACGGAUGCAGGGAGUCGCUGGUUGAUGGAAUAAAACGAGCUACCGAUGUUAUGUUGGCAGGAAAAGUUGCAGUCGUUGCAGGAUAUGGUGACGUCGGAAAAGGAAGUUCGUCUUCACUUCGUGCUUUUGGUUGCAGAGUCAUAAUCACGGAAAUUGAUCCGAUCAAUGCAUUGCAAGCAGCAAUGGAAGGAUAUGAAGUUACAACAAUUCAAAAAGCUGCUUCUCGUGCCAACAUUAUCGUUACAACCACUGGUUGCAAAAGCAUUGUUACUCAAGAAAUAUUCGAAGCGUUGCCCAAUGAUGCAAUUGUUUGCAAUAUUGGACAUUUUGAUUGUGAACUUGAUGUCGCAUGGCUCAAUAAGAACGCAAUUGAAAAAGUGACUGUUAAGCCACAGGUUGACAGAUACAGAAUGAAAAGUGGAAAGCACGUCAUUCUACUCGCAGAAGGACGAUUGGUCAAUCUUGGGUGUGCAACAGGUCACCCAAGCUUUGUCAUGAGUAAUUCAUUCACCAAUCAAACUCUUGCACAAAUUGAACUGUGGUCGAACAAUGCUGAGUACAGCAAGUAUGCAAAGGGAAAAGUUUACAUGUUGCCCAAACAACUUGAUGAAAAAGUCGCAGCAUUGCAUCUUGACCAUCUCGGGGUCGAGCUCACUAAAUUAUCAGAAGAUCAAUCGCAAUAUCUAGGGGUCGCUGUCAAAGGGCCGUACAAACCAGAACAUUAUCGUUACUAGUUUCACAAGUAUUGGUGUAUCUGUAAUCCCCAGAGCAUGGCAGUUGGCUUAAUUGCAAAAACUGCUAGCAAAGAAGGAAGGUUUUAUUUCGAAAUUGAAAAAAUGUUAAAACCUAUUUUGCAAAAUGCUGACGUGCGAACCUAAUAAAUUUACCACGUAUUUCCAUACAUCCACAAUAUAUUACGAGUUCAUGAACUAGACUGUUACUGUUUCUCUUUCUACUGUAAUAAAAAUUGGAAUUGGCAACAGUGAGAACGUACAUUUUAUCU